UGCUGUGUAUCUCUGGGAAGGAUUUAUACAAUACCAAGUGCCCUUGCUAAAGUAAUUGGCCUUGUGUGGUUCGGUGUAGAGCACAAAAUGAAGCACAUCCCCUGUGUUCACUACAGUAGUGAGCAGUUUAGGAUGCAGCCUUUUUGACGUCGAAUACGGAAGUGCAGUGUUUCAGUGUUGCAGUGUUUUCUUUCUUCUUUCCUGUCAGCUGAAAGCGUCUUCGUCAACAGGUGACAAACAUGACUGAACCCACGAAACACGAUAUUUCUGCCAUUUUUAAGCGUCUACGCGCAAUUGCUACGAAUAAGGCAUGUUUUGACUGCUUUGCGAAGAACCCCAGCUGGGCUAGCAUCACCUAUGGUGUGUUCCUGUGUAUUGACUGCUCAGGGACACACCGUUCUCUAGGGGUGCAUCUGUCCUUUAUCAGGUCUACUGAACUGGAUUCCAACUGGUCCUGGUUUCAGCUGCGAUGCAUGCAAGUUGGAGGGAAUGCCAGCGCUUCUGCCUUUUUUAACCAGCAUGGUUGCACUGCCACUGAAACCAAUGCCAAAUAUAACAGCCGUGCAGCCCAGCGUUAUAGAGAGAAGAUUAAGACAUUGGCUACUCAGGCCACGAGACAGCACGGCACUGAGCUCUGGCUGGACAGUCAGGCUCCUCUCUCCCCUACAUCUCCUGUGGACAAGCAGGAAGACUUCUUCAGCCAGCAUACACAGAAUGAUGGAAGCUCCUUUCAGCAAAAUCUUUGUCAACCACAGGAAACAACCUUGGAAGACAAAAAUAAUAAUGACAAUGAAGAAGGCCCUUCUGUUGAGCUUCUCAGUGUUUCUCCAAAAGCUAUUCCAGAGACUUCUCUCCUAAAAAAGAAGCCCACAGCAGCCAAAAAAACUCUGGGUGCUAAAAAAGGAGGUCUUGGGGCUCAAAAAGUGAGCAGCCAGAGUUUCUCAGCACAGGAGAAGAGAGCUCAGGCUGUGGACAAACUGCGUGAAGAGUCAACCACUGAGAAGAUUGCCAAGCCUGAAGAGCCAGGUGUGACGUCUCUGAGUCUGGCCUAUCAGGAUCUGGAGCUCCAGAGAAAGAAGGAUGAGAAGAAGCUGUGUGGGCUUGACAGCAAGAAGAAGGAGCAGGCAGAGAGGCUUGGAAUGGGGUUCUCCAACAGGAGUGGAGUAUCUCACUCUGUUCUUGCGGACAUGCAGACAAUUCAGCAGGAGAAUCCCACUAUUUCCCAGUCCUCCUCCCGUUCCAGGAAGUACAGUGAGGAUGAUGAUGAUGAAGAGGGCUACUUCUUCAUUAGGACUUCUUCCAAGUAUAAUAAUGUUGAGCCCCAGUCAACUGAUCAGUUCUUCUCCCAGUGGGAGGACAUCAAAAAGAAAGAAAGGAAGAAACCAGAGCCUGAUAUUUAUUUGAGCUCCAAGACUUCAUCAUUUGAAGACAGGACUACAGCGAGGAGAAAAGCAGAGCCAGGGCAAUUACCUGUCUCCGAUGAUGCCCAGAAGAAAUUUGGUGGUGCAAAAGCCAUCUCCUCUGACAUGUAUUUUGGUAAACAAGACGACGCUGAGUAUGAAGCAAGAACUCGACUGGAGCGUUUCUCCAACAACUCAGCCAUUAGUUCAGCAGAUCUGUUUGAUGAGCAGAAGAAACAAACUAGUUCUUCAUACAGCCUGAGCAACGUGCUGCCCAGUGCUCCGGAUAUGGCCCAGCUGAAGAUGGGUGUCCGCUCUGUGGCUGGCAAGCUGUCCGUCAUGGCCAGUGGAGUGGUUUCAACUAUACAGGAUCGCUACACAUGAGCAUAUAGAGUAUAGGGAAAGAAUCAGACAGCCUCUCAGUAUAAAGGAGAGCAACAGUAUGCCAAUGAGUAGGUCCCACAUGCAUUACAAUCAGAUAUAAUGCAUAUAUUGUAUGUAGCUUUAUUGAGUAGAUAUGUAGGAGGUCAAUUAUCCGUAGAGUUAAACCCCUAGCUCUAUUGGGAACCGAAGCAAGGGGCAACACGAAGAGCUGCAGGGUUUUUUGUUUUUUUUUAAAUUGGCAUCGCUUUUUGGGCACUUUUUGUUAAAUGAUAAAAAGACAAAAUAUUUUUUUUGCUUUUGUAAAUAUUUUUGUAUUGUUUACAUAUUGCUUUUGACAAUGUUACACAAGGAUUAUACCAGAUUUGUCAUUUUUAAAAAGAAAGCUGAUCAGAAUGGAGCUUUGUGGGAUUAAACAGCUUUAUUUUUGUAGGUGUUCCUAUAUCUGUGGAUAAAAGGGAAAACUCAGUGCUAAAUAUGAUUGGAUAUACAUGUUCCAAUAUUUAAUGUCUAUUUAUGGCUGAUAGACAGAAGAAUCCAACUGUGGUCCUGUCAAGUCACAAGUUCAAUUCACUGAGAGCAGAUAUACAGGACUAGAGAUGGGUACUCUGUUUAUGGAUUUAUUUUGAUUUAAGAUAACACAAAUUGACAUAACAGAGCCUAUUUACACCUGCUUUUUUCCUUGCAUUUUGUAAAUGAGUUGUAACAUAUUCACGUGAUUCACACAUUGCCAGAUUUUCAAUUAUCCCGUUUACGUUGUCAUGCAAUGUUAUAUCAGUUCACAUACACUUGUCCACCAGCUUCAUGUGUCAUUUCUUAUUUUUAGUUCUUUCAUCCAAAAGAUAUCUGCUGUUUGCAAAUCAUAAUUUUGUGAGCUUUUUUCAGCCCCACAAUUGGCAGCUAUUGAUCACUUCUGUUUUGUAUUAGAAAUGUAUUGUAACGGAUUAGAAAGGGUUUUGUUUGUCAAAUUUAAUUUGGGGAGGCAGAUAUAUUUACAAUUGCACAAUAUCUAACUUAAAUACAUCUCAGACUUUUUUUAACAGAUCUCAUUUAGACACAUUUAUGGUUUAGACACAUUUAAGGCUUUCAUUUGCAUGUAAAAAAUACCAAUCAGGAAUAUAAGAUUGAUACUUCAGCUGUGUGAAAUAACCAAGUGUAAAUGUGCUCUUUGUCAACUGCCCUUGUUUUAAAAGUGGUGAAUGUUUCCGCUUUUGCUUGCCUUACUAUCUUUUUUGUUUAUACUGAUAGAUUCAGUUAUUAGUUGCAUGGGCAUUUUUAUUUGCUUGAUUUAUAAGCUACUUUAUGCACUACAAAUUAUAAAAAAAAAAUGUAAAAGGCUAAAUUGUGAACACUUUAUGCUGGGGGAAAAUCCUAAAUACAGUGAAUGCUGCAUACACACAAUUUCUUCUAAGAAGAAAGACUAACAGAUGUGUGGAAGUUUUCAUUUAGAAGCCGUGUGUAGCUUUAUGCUUUAGCCAAAGUAAGCUGGUAAACAGCAUUUGCACUACAUGGGGUGAACAUUUGCUUAUAGAGUGCAAAAACUAUUCAUGCCAUUGCAAUUAUAAUAAUAGAUUAUUUGAACUGUCCUUUUGAUCAAUAAAAGUUAAACUUUUGUGCAAA
This is a messenger RNA of Tachysurus fulvidraco (yellow catfish), 3401 nucleotides long. RefSeq names its product ADP-ribosylation factor GTPase activating protein 3 (gene arfgap3). Gene Ontology annotation, molecular function: GTPase activator activity. The record is from RefSeq and is a predicted model, not a curated record. NCBI's taxonomy places the organism in Eukaryota, Metazoa, Chordata, Actinopteri, Siluriformes, Bagridae. The coding region runs from base 240 to 1784 and encodes 514 amino acids. Gene Ontology annotation, biological process: COPI coating of Golgi vesicle. The transcript has 16 exons.